AUGACCAAACUGACGAUUAUUGUCGCUGCAACACUCAACAAUGGCAUCGGUCAACACGGACACCUCCCCUGGCGACUAUCAAAGGAGAUGCAGUAUUUUGCCCGCGUUACUUCGAACGCGCCGGAGGGCAGCGUCAACGCGGUGCUCAUGGGGAGGAACACUUGGGAGAGCAUCCCGAAGAAGUUCAGGCCUCUACCCAAACGUGUCAACGUAGUCAUCAGCAGUAACAAACAGUAUGAACUCAUGCCUGCGAACGCUACCACGCCCGCUGCGCCAGUGUUCUUACACUCAAACUUAGACUCAGCGUUGGACCGACUCUCGCACUCGGAGCGUCUAGAAACACCCAUUCACAGAGCGUUCGUCAUAGGAGGUGCCUCGCUGUAUCGAGAGACACUCACCCUAUCACCGUCGUCGGGCUCGUCCGUGGAUCGCGUCCUCCUCACACGGAUACUCGCGCCAGCAUUCGAGCAAUGCGACGUGCACAUGCCCAACUUCCUGGACAGCAAGCUUGUAGGUGGAGAGCGUGUUGCGUGGAGACGAACGAGUCAUGCAGAACUGCAGGACUGGGCUGGAUUCGAGGUGCCGGAGGGGGUACAAGAGGAAAAUGGUGUGCAGUAUGAGUUCCAGAUGUGGAUUCGCUAG
Molecule: messenger RNA, 642 nt
Organism: Rhodofomes roseus
Lineage: Eukaryota; Fungi; Basidiomycota; Agaricomycetes; Polyporales; Fomitopsidaceae
Product: dihydrofolate reductase
Exons: 2
Coding region: 1-642 (213 amino acids)
Biological process (GO): dihydrofolate metabolic process; tetrahydrofolate biosynthetic process; folic acid metabolic process
Cellular component (GO): mitochondrion
Molecular function (GO): dihydrofolate reductase activity; NADP binding
Source: RefSeq, a predicted model, not a curated record